AUGUCUGCCAACCCUGCCGCACCGACCGACGAGCCAUCCUCUCACCCGUCGAACCGACUCUCCCGUUCGCCUGAUGAGGAUGCUGGAAAGGCGACACCAGCGCAGAACGGCUCGCGAGGACUCUUCAUGACCGCUCCGAGGUCGCUCAGCUCCCUUCCGACCGGAAUCCUCCAGCACAUCUUCACCCAACUGCACCAGAGCCUAAGGAGUCGCGUUCUCGGACCACUAGAGGAUUGCGCGGAUCGUUGCGAUACAUCCUUCUCGACAAGCGGAUCUUCAACAUCGCGCUGCCCUUCUGGACGAGCCGAUUUACCCUCUUGGCCGACCCUACCAGUCCAAUUGCCCGACGUGUGCAAGAUCCUAUACUAG
Messenger RNA from Rhodotorula toruloides NP11, 369 nucleotides. RefSeq lists its product as uncharacterized. Lineage: Eukaryota; Fungi; Basidiomycota; Microbotryomycetes; Sporidiobolales; Sporidiobolaceae. The record is from RefSeq and is a predicted model, not a curated record. The transcript is spliced from 2 exons. The coding region runs from base 1 to 369 and encodes 122 amino acids.